AUGCAAGGCGCCGCCACCGCACGAGUCGCUUUGUGGAGUGGAGAGGAGAGGAAAGAGGAGGUUGCGUGCCGGAAGCCGGCAAUCGGGCCAUCUUCUCGAGCGUCCGGGCGCGGCCCAGUCACCAUGCAGGCGGCGAGGAGGGGGGUCGCGCUGGCCGCCUCCUGCGCCUGGCUCCUCUGCGGUCUCCUGCCCACAGUCCCAGCCAAGGAAAUCACAUUGCAUUCGCUUGGCCCCUGCAAAGCGGAAUGCCUGGAAUCAGCCCGGAAGAGAAUACGAAUAGACCCGGCCAACGAUACUUCGGCCUGGCUUGUUGAAGACAUGGAAAUGAAACUGGUAGAGGCCGAAGAUUACGCGCUUUCAGGAUUUGUCACCAUACAUGCGGAAUUGGAAAAACCAGUUGAAACAUAUGUGACAACGACACAUUGUACUUCAGCAUCCGACGUCAGCACGUGCCAACAGAACUUGGAAAUGACGUUCCCCGAUAUAUGCGCCAUGCUACGAAGGAAGAAAUGCCCUGAAUUGAAGUUACUAGAACACCUCGAAAACUUUCAACGGUCUUGUCCCCUGAAAGCGGGUAAAUACUUCCUGAAUCAAUUUCCUGUGAAGUCAAAGGAUGUAAACAAACUUUGCAGCUCGGAUGGAGUGUACGAUGUGUGUGUUGCUGUAAGAUCUGGAACAACAAGCGGUUGCUUGCAGAUGAAUUUUUCAUUAAAUGGUAAAUGAAUCUA
Molecule: messenger RNA, 728 nt
Organism: Gryllus bimaculatus (two-spotted cricket)
Lineage: Eukaryota; Metazoa; Arthropoda; Insecta; Orthoptera; Gryllidae
Source: the annotation of a GenBank genome assembly